Molecule: messenger RNA, 2247 nt
Organism: Megalops cyprinoides (Indo-Pacific tarpon)
Lineage: Eukaryota; Metazoa; Chordata; Actinopteri; Elopiformes; Megalopidae
Gene: dld
Product: deltaD
Exons: 11
Coding region: 1-2184 (727 amino acids)
Biological process (GO): cell communication; heterophilic cell-cell adhesion; establishment or maintenance of epithelial cell apical/basal polarity
Cellular component (GO): protein-containing complex; plasma membrane
Molecular function (GO): calcium ion binding
Source: RefSeq, a predicted model, not a curated record
AUGGGACGCAAGUCACUUAUGAUGGCUGUCAUCCUUUGUGUCGUGAUAUCCCAGGGUUACUGCUCUGGAGUUUUCGAGCUUAAAUUGCAAGAAUUUCUCAACAAGAAAGGAGUGAUGGGCAACGUUAACUGCUGCCGAGGAGGGACGGCGUCUGGGUUUCAGCAGUGCGAAUGCAAAACGUUUUUUAGGAUCUGCCUGAAGCAUUAUCAAGCCAAUGUGUCCCCAGAGCCGCCUUGUACUUACGGCGGCGCGGUGACCCCUGUUCUCGGCUCCAACUCCUUUAUGAUUCCUGAAACAUCGGACAACUCAUUUUCCAACCCAAUCAAAUUCUCUUUCGGUUUCACAUGGCCGGGGACCUUCUCUCUGAUAAUUGAAGCGCUGCAUACCGACGCUACCGACGAUCUAUCAACAGAGAACCCUGAAAGACUGAUCAGUCGCGUGACCACGCAGAGGCACCUUGCUGUGGGGGAAGAGUGGUCACAGGACCUUCAAACCGGUGGAAGAACGGAACUCAAAUACGCCUACCGAUUUGUAUGUGACGAGCACUACUACGGCGACGGCUGCUCUGUGUUUUGCCGUCCCAGAGAUGAUGCUUUCGGACACUUCACGUGCGGAGAGCGCGGCGAGAUUGUCUGCAAUUCUGGAUGGAAAGGACAAUAUUGCACAGAACCAAUCUGUCUUCCUGGCUGUGAUGAGGAACAUGGCUAUUGUGACAAGCCUGGGGAAUGCAAAUGCAGAGUGGGAUUCAGCGGCCGUUACUGUGACGACUGCAUCCGUUACCCCGGAUGCCUGCACGGCACCUGCCAGCAGCCCUGGCAGUGUAACUGUCAGGAGGGAUGGGGCGGCCUCUUCUGCAAUCAAGAUCUGAAUUACUGCACGCACCACAAGCCCUGCAUGAAUGGAGCCACCUGUACCAACACUGGUCAGGGCAGCUACACCUGCUCUUGCAGACCCGGCUUCACCGGGGCCAGCUGUGAGAUCGAGGUGAAUGAGUGCUCUGACAACCCCUGCAGGAAUGGAGGAAGCUGCACUGAUCUGGAGAACACCUAUCACUGCACCUGCCCCCCUGGUUUCUACGGCAACAACUGUGAGCUGAGUGCUAUGACCUGUGCUGACGGCCCUUGCUUCAAUGGUGGCCGCUGUGCUGAUAACCCAGAGGGUGGCUACUACUGCCAGUGCCCCACGGGCUACGCCGGCUUCAACUGUGAGAAGAAGAUUGAUCACUGCAGCUCCAGUCCCUGCUCCAACGGUGCCCAGUGUUUGGACCUCGUAAACUCUUACCUGUGCCAGUGUCCGGAGGGCUUUGCCGGGAUUCACUGCGAUGACAACAUCGACGAGUGCGCCGCCUACCCCUGCCAGAACGGCGGCACCUGCCAGGACGGAAUCAACGACUACACCUGCACCUGCCCGCCGGGGUACGUGGGCAAGAACUGCAGCGCGCCCAUCACCAAGUGCGAGCACAACCCGUGCCACAACGGCGCCACCUGCCACGAGAGGGGUUCCCGCUAUGUCUGCGCCUGCGUCCCGGGCUAUGGUGGCCUCAACUGCCAGUUCCUGCUGCCGGAGCACCCCAAGGGCCAGCCCGUCGUGCACAACCCCAACCGGAGGUACUCAGAGGGCGCCGACGACGGCAGCAGCAGCGGGUUCCCCUGGACCGCGGCAUGCGCCGGCAUCAUCCUGGUGCUGCUGCUGCUGAUGGGCGGGGCUGUGUUGGUGGUCUACCUGCGCGUGAAGGUGCAGCGCCGCCGGGACCAGCAGGCCGACGCGCCAGGCGAGAGCGAGACCAUGAACAACCUGACCAACAACUGCCAGCGUGAGAAGGACCUGUCCGUCAGCGUCAUCGGCGCCGCCCAGAUCAAGAACACCAACAAGAAGGUGGACUUCACCAGUGACAACGGCGGAGGGGAAAAGAAUGGCUACAAGAGUCGCUAUCCGUCUCUGGAUUACAAUCUGGUGCAUGAGCUGAAGCACGAGGAGCCUGUGAGGGAUGCCCAGGACAGGAGCCAGGCGAAGUGUGAAGCUCUCGACUGCGAGCCAGAAGAGAAACAAAGAAAACGUUCAAAGAGGUACGGUGAUGCCUCAGAAAAGAAACGUCCAGAAUCGACGUGCAAGGAUACCAAGUACCAGUCCGUUUACGUCAUAUCCGAAGAGAAAGACGAAUGUAUAAUUGCAACUGAGGUGUAAGGGCCGCAAGCGGAGCUGCCGCUCCCCUGGUUUUCUGGAGGUUUUACUCCGUCUAAAUGCUGC